This is a messenger RNA of Solanum verrucosum, 745 nucleotides long. Its product is annotated as NDR1/HIN1-like protein 26. NCBI's taxonomy places the organism in Eukaryota, Viridiplantae, Streptophyta, Magnoliopsida, Solanales, Solanaceae. The record is from RefSeq and is a predicted model, not a curated record. The coding region runs from base 58 to 699 and encodes 213 amino acids. The transcript has a single exon. Gene Ontology annotation, biological process: defense response to other organism.
UCAUUUCAUUUCCUUAGCAUUGCAAACUUGCCCUUUCUUUAUUUUCUUGCUUGGCAGAUGUCUCCAAUUGAUGUAAAAUCCCCAAAACACUGUGAAGAAAAAGGCUUCAAAGUAGAAAAACUAUUCCCAAAAAAGAAGUUAUUCUUUUGCUUCUCUACAAUUUCCCUCUCUAUUCUAUCAUUCAUCUUUCUUCUUUACCUCACACUUCAUCCUACAAAACCAAAUUUCACACUAAGAGAAGCUGAUAUUUAUCAACUCAAUCUCUCAGGUCCACGCCAACUGCUUAACUCGUCUAUUCAACUCACCCUCGUAUCGAAGAAUCCGAAUAAGAAAGUUGGAAUUUACUACGAUGAAUUGCAAGUGUUUGCUUCUUAUAAAGGACAACAAAUUACUCUUCAUACUUCUCUUCCUCCAUUUUAUCAAGGGCAUGAAGAUAGUAAUUUUUUAUCGGCUUUGUUGAUUGGGAAUGGAUUGCCGGUGGAUCCUUAUUUUGGUUAUGAGGUGCAACGUGACCAAAGUGUUGGAAAAUUGAUUAUGAAUUUGAAAGGAAGUGGUAGGUUAAGAUGGAAAGUUGGAACUUGGGUUUCUGGGAAGUAUAGGUUUAAUGUUGAUUGUGUUGCUAUUAUGCCUUUUGGAUCUUCCUUGCCAUCUGGUCCGCUUAGUUUUAGACAAGGAGCUCAAUGUUCUACUACUCUUUGAAUUAAAUAUUACUAGAAAUAAUUAAUUAAAGCCCUUCCUCACAUAG